GUGUAGGGCGCGAGCCACCUCCUCCCUGCGCGGCGCUUCCUGUAGCUGCGUUCGUCGCCGCCGGGGGCCACGGGGAUCCCGGGCGGUACCGGGCUGGAGAAGGCCGGGGUUUGGUUCGGAUCCGCCGCGAGGUACCUAGCCUGAUAAGAUGCCAGGGCCAAGACCUCGGAAGAGCCCUAAGACCAGUGGUCAAGGUGUGGCAGCUGCCAAGCAGCUGGGGCUUUUUGUGGAGUUCAACCCUGAGGACGUGCUGCUGGGGAUGGAUGAGACUGAAGAUGAUGGGGACCUGGAGGCUGAGCUGUUGGCCCUCACUGGGGAAGUAGAGAGCACAGGCAGGAAGUCAGCACCCAAGGGGCAGGCCCCGCUGCCCAUGGCCCAUAUCGAGAAAUUGGCAGCAGACUGUAUGCGAGAUGUAGAAGAGGAGGAGGAGGAGGAGGAAGGGCUGGAGGAAGAUGCAGAUCUGCUGACAGAGCUGCAGGAGGUCCUGGGUGUGGAUGAGGAUGCUGAGCUGCUAGAUGGCAGUGAAGCAGCAAGUCCAGACUUGUCUGAAGAGGAGAAGGCACAGGAGAGCUCUGAACAACCUGUAGUGCAGGGAGCCCUCCUAAAUGCUGCGGUCCCAGCGGCUCAGGCUGGAGGGCCUCGGGGGCUGCAGGCUUUGCUGGAGGGAAGGAUCCACAACUACAGGGAAGCCGCAGCCUGUGCCAAGGAAGCAGGUGAAGCUGCCAAAGCCCGGCGCUGUGAGCGAGGCCUGAAGACUCUGGAGUCACAGCUCGCUACUGUGAGGAAAGGCAGGAAGAUCAAUGAGGAUGAGAUUCCACCUCCAGUGGCCUUGGGAAAGAGGUCCCCACCCCCUGAGGAAACUGCCAGCAGGAGCCCUGAGACAGACUCUGCAGCUUCCCCUGCCAUGGAGACAGACAAUCCCUUGCAACCUGAGACCAGUCUCCCAGGCAGCUCUGCCAUUGCUGCCCUGCCAGAUUCAGACUCAGACCCACGGGCCUUGCUGUUGACCCGACAGAGAGAGUACAAAGUGGCUGCUCUCAGUGCCAAGCGGACUGGAGAUAUAGACCAUGCCAGGGAGCUCAUGAAGAUUGGGAAGAGAUUUAGUGCUGUCCUGGAGGCCCUGGAGAAGGGACAGCCUGUGGAUCUGAGUGCCAUGCCCCCAGCACCUGAAGAUCUGAAGACCUUCCCACAAGCUUCCAAGGCUCCUACAGCAACUCCAGUCCUAUCUCCAGCACUGGAGCGAGUACAGCCCUUGAUGGCCCCUGACAUCCCAGCCACCCUAGUGGCCCCUGCAGAGCCACAAACAGUACUGGAUGCCUUGCAGCGAAGGCUAGACAAGUACCAAGAGGCAGGCCAUCAGGCUCGGGCCAGUGGGAAUGAGCGCAAGGCCAGGAUGCACGAACGCAUUGCCAAGCAAUAUCAGGAUGCUAUUCGAGCUCAUCGAGCAGGACGGAAAGUGGACUUUGCUGAGUUACCUGUUCCUCCAGGAUUUCCCCCCAUCCCUGGCCUGGAGCCCACUAAGGGUACCGAGGAGGAUUUAGUGCCAGCGCCUUUGGCAGCUGCCCAGAAACUGACCUCAGAAGAUACAGCCCUGGGAGACGAAGAUGAGAAUGAGGAGAGUGACAUCCCAGCACAGGCCCCAGUAGCCAAGAAACCAGUGCAGCCUCCAGUCCCUCCAUCCCAUCUUCUGCCUGAGCUCAAGGCUUCAAGUUCUAAGGAGUCACUGAGUCCAACAGCUCGGGAGCAGCUGGCUCUCUUGGAGGCUCGGAAACUCCAGUACCAACGAGCAGCCCUUCAAGCCAAGCGCAGGCAGGACUUGGAGCAGGCCAAAUCCCAUCUGCGAGUGGCUAAAUGUCUUGAGGCCCAGAUCAUCCAGGCCCGAGCAGGCCAAACUGUUGACCUCUCUAAGGUGCCUUCACCCUUGACGGAUGAAGAGGGUGACUUCAUCCUCAUUCACCACGAGGACCUGCGACUCUCCCAGAAGGCAGAAGAGGUGUAUGCCCAGCUACAAAAAAUACUCCUAGAGCAGCAUGAGAAGUGCUUGCUGUUCUCCAAGCAGUUCAUGCACCAGGGCAAUGUGGUUGAGACUACCCGGUUUGAGAAGCUUGCUCAGGACCGCAAGAAACAGCUUGAGAUCCUGCAACUGGCCUGGGCCCAGGGUGUUGAUCCUCCCAGCCACCACUUUGAAUUGAAGACAUUUCAGACUGUGAGGAUCUUCUCAGAACUCAAUAGCACAGAAAUGCAUCUGAUCAUCGUCAGGGGAAUGAACCUCCCAGCCCCUCCAGGGGUUACUCCUGAUGACCUGGAUGCUUUUGUACGGUUUGAGUUCCACUACCCUAAUUCGGACCAGGCUCAAAAAAGCAAAACAGCCGUAGUAAAGAACACAAACUCUCCAGAAUUUGAACAAGUCUUCAAACUAAACAUCAAUAGAAAUCACCGGGGCUUCAGGAGGGUGAUCCAGAGCAAAGGAAUCAAGUUUGAGAUCUUCCACAAAGGAUCCUUCUUCAGAAGUGACAAGCUGGUUGGCACAGCACACCUGAAAUUAGAAAGGCUGGAGAAUGAGUGUGAGAUCAGAGAGAUCAUGGAGGUCCUGGAUGGAAGAAAGCCCACUGGGGGGAAGCUGGAGGUGAAGGUGAGACUGCGGGAGCCUUUGAGUGGCCAGGAUGUGCAGGUUGUCACGGAGAACUGGCUGGUCCUGGAGCCGAGGAACAUGUGAGGUAGUCCGCCCUGGGAGGGAACUGGGCAGCUGUGAUGUGCACCAGCUCACUUCCCAGCAUUGCUGACUGCAAGAGCCUUUGUACUUAAGAGAGAUGCUGUUACACAAGCGCCAAAGACCUGCUGAACUAACCAUGGCCUGGGCUUUCCUCUCGCUGCCUCUCCUGGGCCUCCAGUGAAGCAGGCUAGAUCCCAAGAGCUUCUCUCCCAGCCUCCCACUCUCCAAAGUGUGAGCGAAGACCAGGAUACCCUCCUUACUCUAUGCCAUAGAAUCCUGCCACUUAACCUCAUAAUGAUGGUGUACAACUUUCCCCAGUCCCAGUAGCACCAUUUCUGAAUGUGCCUUUCAAAGAUGUUAACUGUAAGGGAUGGGAGAACUCGAGAGUGAUUGGGCCUUCUCUGCUUAGAGCAGGGACAGGGUUCUGUGACUCCAGUUCUUAAUGGCAGCUCAGCCAUUUCCCCCUUGCCUGUGCCUUUGUUCUUGACCGCUGCUGCCCUAGCCUUCCUGCUUCCCAGAGGACUUGGUAACAGGAAAGUUACUUUGGUACUGCUUGGUGGGAAGUAAGGGGAAGGUUGUGUCUUGGUUUUGGUCCAUGUACCUAGGAUGAAAGACUGUUAACUAGGGAGAGAAAAGAAAAAGAAAAGAAAAGAAGAAGGAAGGAAGGAAAGAAAGAAAGAAAGAAAGAAAGAAAGAAAGAAAGAAAGAAAGAAAGAAAGAAAGAAAGAAAG
Nannospalax galili (Upper Galilee mountains blind mole rat) is the source of this 3444-nucleotide messenger RNA. RefSeq names its product coiled-coil and C2 domain containing 1B (gene Cc2d1b). NCBI's taxonomy places the organism in Eukaryota, Metazoa, Chordata, Mammalia, Rodentia, Spalacidae. Gene Ontology annotation, biological process: regulation of transcription by RNA polymerase II. The record is from RefSeq and is a predicted model, not a curated record. The coding region runs from base 149 to 2716 and encodes 855 amino acids. The transcript is spliced from 25 exons. Gene Ontology annotation, cellular component: nucleus. Gene Ontology annotation, molecular function: DNA-binding transcription repressor activity, RNA polymerase II-specific; RNA polymerase II cis-regulatory region sequence-specific DNA binding.